ACCACAACCGUUCGACCGACGGCGACGACGACGACUUCGACCGCGGUCCGACGACUCGUUUUCUAAGACGACCGUGGUGUAUAGUGGGUAUUGUAGUAGGCACGUCUUAUGCCAUUCCGUCGUCUGCACAUGGACGUGUCACACGUGUAGUUUGUGCCCGCGCUGCACACCGUAACGACUUGACGAGCGCGCGCUAUAUCGUAUUUAUUUUUUUUAUCGACAUUAAUAAAAAAUAUUUUACGACAGAAAAUUCGUCGUCGUGCGAUACUACUUCAAUAUAACACCGUCAUCGUUUAUAUUUAAUAUAUAAUAUAUAUAUAUAUUAUUACAAUUUUUACGCGCGUUCCGUGUCCGUCUGGCAGUCAUUAUGUGCGGGAGGCGACGUUAAACGCUGUCCGCCGAUUUCGUCGUGUGUUCGCGUACCCAUAUAAAAUACACUGUGUAUAUUAUAAUAAUAUAAUAAUAAUAUUAUAUAAUCGACGCCGAUCCCGCCGGAGUACCGCCACGCGCCCGACGUCUUGAAUAUUGUGUACAAUUUUUUAAAAUUUUUAAAAAUAGAAAAACCGCGCGGCACAUGCGCCACUAGUUCUAUUAUUGUACGAACGCAGGUCGAAUUACUCGUGCUCGAGUGGUGGCGGGAGGGCAACCGUGGAAUUCAACACGACGACGGCAUAACCGUUCGUAUCUUCAUCGCAGUGGCAACAGCACACCGCCGGUGUUCCGCCGUUAUCAGUGCCGCGGCCGUUGUUAUCAGUGACGUUUGUUUUCGUUAUUUUAGUUCAAUUUUUUUAUUAUUAUUGCUCCCGUUUACCCGUACUCAGAAGUAUUCGUUCGUCAUUUCCUUCCCGCCGAAAAGGAAAUCACGAGUAGAUAAUAUAUUGUACUCGCCGCUUGCCGCGGUCGGCCGGUGCUGACCGUAUCGCGUGUGCGUGCAGUGCGUGGAUGACCAGUCGUAGGCGGUCAAGUGCAUGAGGUGGACAGCGAUGGACAGUGCGUCUGGCGGUGGCGGCCGCGACAAUAGAUUCGGCAUGGGUUACGCGUCGAACAUGUCGCUGUUGGACCCGUCGGACAUUUACAACAACGGCGUUGGCGGUCAACAACAACGGCCGUCCACGUCGCGAACACCGCCCAUGAUGGGAUGCGGUCCUGGAGGUCCUGUCCACCAGCGUGGCAUCAAGCGAACCCUGGGCCCUGGCUCUAACAUGUGUUAUGAACCAACCGAUCACCAUCGGUUGGUCGAUGACAACUUUUCGCCUCCUUCCGUCAAGGAUGUUUCACCGUCAAAUGGCAAGAAGACCAAGGGCCGUGUAAAAAUCAAAAUGGAAUACAUUGAGAAUAAGUUGCGCAGAUACACAACAUUCUCCAAGAGGAAAACCGGCAUCAUGAAGAAGGCAUACGAGUUGUCAACACUAACGGGCACUCAAGUCAUGCUAUUAGUAGCAUCUGAAACGGGUCAUGUGUAUACGUUUGCCACGCGCAAGUUACAGCCGAUGAUUACUUCUGAAGCUGGCAAAGCGCUUAUCCAAACAUGCUUAAAUUCACCAGACCCGUGCCCGUCUUCAUCCGGUGCAAACUCAGGGGACCAACGCAUGUCAGCAACGGGAUUCGAGGAGACCGACCUAUCUUACAACAUUGGUGACGACCACGAUUCCAAAGAAACCGAUGGGAUGAGUUCUAGAGCGUCGGACAGCGGCGCAGAGUCUAGCGGAUCGGAAUCACCGCCCCCCGCAGCAGCCGGUCCAGCCACACGGUCACCGCCGUCGCCACCGACGUCCUCUUCGGCAGCAGCAGCAGCAGCAGCCACCGCGUCUCCCGGGAUUUUCAGAUUAACGUCGAGCAACGCGGAGUUGGUGUACUCGAACCUAGCAGCCAUGGUCAAUUCGUCCGGCGCUUCCGGUCCACAGCAACAGGCGGCUGUACUGUUCCGGUUGGGACAGCUGGGCCGGCAGCUUCAGGCAUCCGGACAGCAACCGUUUAUACUGCCGAUGCCGAACCCGCCAGCGGCGCACCAGACGCCCGCCGAUCUCAGCAGCAAGUCGUCGAGGAACAAAUCGGAGCUCUGAAAUCAUCCUUACACAGGCGCCCGGCGUCCAUGUAACGUCCAUAAAGUACAUGAAAUAUUAUAAUAAUGUAUGUAAAAUGUAUACAUAUGAUGUGCACGCCCGCCGAUAGCGUCUUACUUUCAUAUAAUAUUUGUAUUGUUAUUAUUAUUGUUACAAUAAUAUUAUGUUAUAUGGAUGUGGUUUUCAAACACUUUUUCGACGUUGAUCCUUUUCGCAUAUAGGUGUAUAACUUUGUAUUGUAUACUGCAUGUAGGUAACGCCACUUUUGAAUCUAUAUUAUUGUGCGAUAUGUAUGAACUUUUUUUUUUCGGUUUCCGGUUUGUGUAUACAAUUAUUCAUAUCAUGGGGUUUCAACUAUCGUAUCUGCACCAAAUGUCUGGAACAGUGGAAGAAGAAUGGUGCAGAUGAUCAAUAAUAUAAUUUGAUAUACUCACGUCUCACAUAAAUACAUAAUACACAUCCCUCCUUGCAGAGGCCAUGAAAAAUAAUUGUCUAAAAGAUUGUCCCCGUUGGAAGCAUCAAUUUUAAUUCCAAUCAUGAAAUGCGCGUUUCUAAAUCAUUUUGACAUUUUCUGGUCAGCCAUCAGCGUAAACGAACAGUUGUUUUAUGUGGACGCGUUACAGCAUUUUAUAUAUUACCUAAUGGUUAAUAUAUAAAGUAUUUUAUUAAGAAUAAUCGUACAUGUUUUGUCUUUUAAGUUUAAUAUCAUAUCAUAAAAAAAUUAAU
Messenger RNA from Acyrthosiphon pisum (pea aphid), 2789 nucleotides. It is a transcript of the gene bs, whose product is annotated as serum response factor blistered. Gene Ontology annotation, biological process: positive regulation of transcription by RNA polymerase II. Lineage: Eukaryota; Metazoa; Arthropoda; Insecta; Hemiptera; Aphididae. The transcript has 4 exons. The record is from RefSeq and is a predicted model, not a curated record. The coding region runs from base 969 to 2063 and encodes 364 amino acids. Gene Ontology annotation, molecular function: DNA-binding transcription factor activity, RNA polymerase II-specific; cis-regulatory region sequence-specific DNA binding; protein dimerization activity.